AUGGGUGAUCAUCCUACAAGAUUGUUUUCAUGGAUUAUAAAAACUAGUUCAUUAAUGUGUAUCUUCCUUUCGAGUAUUUACAUAUUUUUAUACAGGAAUAGUAUACAUCUUUACAUAGGAAGCGAUAUUUCUUUAGAUUUUUCAACCCAAAAAUAUAUAGGAUCUGACAUUACUAGUUUUUCUUUAGGAGAAUUAGGAGAUUUGAAGGAAGUAAAUCAAUACAAUUCUACAACCAACGUUUCAAUCAAAAGCUAUGAUGGAUUUAAUGAAAACAAUCAGUCAGCAAAGCAAGACUCUUGGAAAUUUCUUGUGGAUUCAGAAAAUUGCAAAAUUCCUGACCUGGAUCCAUUCGAUGCUAAAAUUAAAGAUUUGUUGAUACUUCAUCCCGAACCUUACAAGUGCGAUGAUAACGAUUUUAUAACAUAUAUUCAAAAUAACACGUUAUUUCUCAAUUUGAUGAAGAAAGCACGAAAACGUGUAUCGUACUGCCGAUUCAAACCGAUUUAUUUUAACAGCAUUACUGGCAAAUCAAGUGAACCAUUUAUAUAUUUUAUUGAUAUAGAAGAUGAAUUCUUAAAGGUGGAAUGCUUUGAUCAUUCUAGAGAUUUAGUUGUUGAAAAUUUCCACAUCAAUUUUAAACAAAAAAUUCCAAAAUUGUACGUAGCAGACGACAGGAUUCCACUUGACAAAGGGAAUAAUAAAAAUGAUACAGAGUCAACGAAGAUCAAUAUGCAUCAUUCUAGACGAAAGUCGUUCGCCGACAAGAAAAUGGAUUUUGCAAUAACUGAUCGCUUGAAUAUAAUGUUGAUAAUGAUAGAUUCAACAUCGCGUAUUAAUUCUUUACGAUAUUUCACCAAUACCCGUCGUUAUCUGACGGAAACAUUAGGAGCAGUGGAGAUGCUUGGAUACAACAAACUAGCAGACAAUACAAUGGUCAACAUGGUACCACUUCUGACUGGAGAAUUUGCAAAAAAUCUGACAUGUUUAAAAAGUCACCAAGGAGUAGAUAAUUGUUCUUUUAUCUGGCAAAAAUAUUCACAAAAUGGAUAUUUAACACAUUUUGGUGAAGACAUGACAUUUGCAGGAACAUUUCAUUACACACUAAACGGAUUUAAAGAGCAGCCUACAGAUUAUUACGACAGGCCGUUUUACUAUCACAACGAAAAGUCCUCCGAUGGUGUGGCAGAUACAUGCUUUCAUGGUAAAUCAUCGUCUGAAUCGCUGUAUCAAAGAAUGUAUGACCUGGCAUAUAAUCUGAGAAACCAGCGUUACUUUUCCCUCAAUAUUCACUCACGAAAUACACAUACUUAUCUCGAAGGUCUUGCAGAUAUGGACAAUUUGACACUUGACACAAUAUCAAAAUUAUAUGAGAAUAAUUUGCUUAAUAAUACUUUCAUGGCAAUUUUUGGUGAUCAUGGUUUACGUUUCGGUGAAGUGAGACAGACUUUUAUUGGUCAGUUAGAAGAAAGGUUGCCUAUGAUGUUUCUAUACUUACCCGAGUGGUUUAAAAACAAAUACAGUAACCAUAUGACAAAUUUGAAGACAAAUUCUAGACGUCUAACAACCCAUUUUGAUAUGUUUUACACGCUAUUAGAUUUGUUAAACUUGGAUAAGAAGGGACCGGUCAAGAGAGGAAUUUCCCUUUUUCGUGAGAUUCCACGUGACAGGACAUGCGAAGAUGCAUAUAUAGACCAACAUUGGUGCACGUGUAAUUAUCAUCUUACCGUAAUGGAUAAUGAUACAGUUAAAAACACAUUAUCAAACAUUUUGAUAAAACAUCUCAAUUCUUUGUUGGAAGAUUAUGACAGAGAAACAAAAUGUUCCAACUUGACUUUAGUGUCCGUAAUUUCGUCUGUAGCUGUAACAUCUAAAUCAGGCAAAGAUAAGGGUCACAGAAUUGUAAUUAAAACAGAACCAGGGAACGGAGUAUUUGAAGCCACACUUCGAUAUCAAUCUAGCUCCGGUUUAUUUCAUGUGAAAGGAGAUGUCAGUAGACUGAGUAAAUAUGGCGACAGUUCAAAAUGCGUUACAGGGAAAACUUUACGAAAAAUAUGUUUUUGUAUUUGA
Mytilus trossulus (common blue mussel) is the source of this 2067-nucleotide messenger RNA. RefSeq lists its product as uncharacterized. The transcript has a single exon. Bases 1 to 2067 code for a protein of 688 amino acids. NCBI's taxonomy places the organism in Eukaryota, Metazoa, Mollusca, Bivalvia, Mytilida, Mytilidae. The record is from RefSeq and is a predicted model, not a curated record.